Ascochyta rabiei is the source of this 1610-nucleotide messenger RNA. RefSeq names its product white collar 2 type of transcription factor, variant 2. Gene Ontology annotation, molecular function: zinc ion binding; protein binding; sequence-specific DNA binding. The transcript is spliced from 3 exons. The coding region runs from base 117 to 1610 and encodes 497 amino acids. Gene Ontology annotation, biological process: regulation of DNA-templated transcription. The record is from RefSeq and is a predicted model, not a curated record. NCBI's taxonomy places the organism in Eukaryota, Fungi, Ascomycota, Dothideomycetes, Pleosporales, Didymellaceae.
AUGUACCAGAAUGGCGGUGCUGAGGUACGCGCAGGGCCCCCACCGUGAUCAGCCUGUUCACCCUGAUUACCCUGAUUACCCUGAUUACCCUGAUGGCAAGGCUGAUAUGAUGGCAGAUGAGCGGCUACCCAUCCGCAGUGAACCAGACGCAGACACAGGCGCAGGCACACGUACAAGCGCAAACACAGGCACAGGCACAGGGACAGGCACAGGCACAGGCACUUUCCAACACGGCUCUCUCCCACACGACUCUCUCCCACACGGCACCACAAAGCCUCGGCGCCAUCGACGGCUUCAAUGGACUGCAGGUGCCCCUGAUGGACGGCCUGUCCAUGGACAUGGACAUGGAUAUGGACAUGGCGCUGGGCACCGACACGGGCAGCAUCAACAACGACGGCAACAGCAACAGCAACAUGGUGCUGGCACACGACAGCGGCUUGACGGGCGCCGGCGCCGGCCCGCUGCCCACGGGCUUCGGCGCGCCCAACAUGAACCCAUCCGGCAGCACGCUGACCGAGUUCACCAAGCGGCGCAACUGGUCGCAGCGCGUGCUUGAGGAGCUGCGAGACCUGCUGCACAUCCUCACGCCCAACGGCCGCAUCCUCUAUGUGUCGCCGUCGUGCAAGGCGCUCACCGGCUGGGACCCCGCCCAGCUCAUGGGCCGCUUCAUCAACGAGUUCAUCCACCCCGAGGACAUUGGCAUCUUCGUCAAGGAGUUCAACGAGUCCAUCGCCUCGGGCAACUCGCUGCGCUUCUUCUACCGCUUCCGCAAGUCAGACGACUCUUGGGCCAUCUUCGAGUCCCACGGCCACCCGCACCUGUCCAGCGACCCCAGCUCCUUUGCGCCGCCCAACGCCCUCAACUGCCGCGGCUUCUUCAUCAUGGCCCGCCCCUACCCCACCAAGAAUGCCGCCCUGCUCGACUCCUUCCUCGAGCACAAGAUCGAGAACGAGCGCCUGACCAAGCGCAUCGCCGAGCUGAAGCGCGAGGAGCAGGACGAGCACGACGACUGGGCCAAGAAGACGACUGAGAGCCAGUCUGGCGCCCCCACAGAGUCGGUCAUCACCCAGAGCCUCAACCCCAGCGACGCCGCCUCGUAUGCCCAGAUGCCGCCCCCCGCCAAGCCCAGCAUAUCCAACACCGCCCUGACACGCCAGAACCUCGACGAGGUCUUGGCCGCCAACCGUGCAGAGGACAUCAGCGACAAGAUGGCCCGCUACGAGGGCGCCAACCACCUGGAGACGAUCGAGAUGCUGACCGGCCUGCGCUAUCGAGACGGCGAGCGCUCACAGGGCAUCAGCACGGGCGAUGCGAGCCCGCUGCUUAUUAGAGGCGACGCUGGGAUACAGAUCUCGCUGGACCGCGAUGGCCGGGGGCCGUCUGAUAAAAAGAAGAAACUUAAGCUUGCGGAUGAAUACGUGUGUACCGACUGCGGCACGCUAGACUCGCCAGAAUGGAGAAAAGGCCCCAACGGGCCCAAGACGCUGUGUAACGCGUGUGGACUGCGGUGGGCGAAGAAGGAAAAAAAAAAGGCCAAUCCGAACACCCCCGGCCAUCACUCGACAUCCACCCCCGGUCUGCCCAUGCACCAAAGCACCGGCAGCAGCUAG